GUUGUGUUCCUGGGAAGCAAGGCUGCUAAACCCAAUCCAACUUCUUGAAGAUGCCUGCAGCAAUAAAAGAGACUCCAGAUGUCAGCAUCAUCAAUCCUACAAAUCAAAAAAGGGUAUUGUCGGGCAUGGAGAAAAACCAUGCAGAUCUACAGAUACCUGCUUGUUUCAGGAAACUCUCCCAAGAAGAGCCUAAGAAGACUUUUCCAUACACUAAGCAAGUUGGGAAUUACCUAGUAGGCAAAGUGAUCAACAAGGGUUCUUUUGCCAAAGUGAUGGAGGGACUGCAUAUUCUGACUGGGGAGAAGGUAGCCAUAAAAGUUAUUGACAAGAAAAAGGCUAAGCAAGACUCAUACAUUUUAAAAAAUAUGAAGCGGGAGUCUCGGAUACAUCAGAUGAUUAUGCAUCCUAACAUAGUUCAGCUGUAUGAAACUUUGGAGACGGAGAACUCGUAUUACAUGGUGAUGGAGCUGUGCCUUGGCGGGGACCUCAUGGACAGGAUAUGUGAGAAAAAGAGGCUAGAUGAAGAAGAAGUAAAGAAAUAUACGAGGCACAUCAUGGCUGCUGUAGAUCAUCUGCAGCACCAUGGCAUUGUCCACAGAGAUCUGAAGAUAGAAAAUUUUCUUCUGGAUGAAAACAAUAGCAUUAAAAUUGUUGAUUUUGGAUUGAGCAAUAUCAUAAAGUUUCAGGGCCUUUCCCAAGAACUGUUAAAUACCCAGUGUGGGAGUCCAGCUUAUGCAGCCCCAGAACUCUUAGCUCAUAAGCAGUAUGGGCCAAAAGUGGAUGUCUGGUCCAUAGGAAUCAGCACAUUUGCCAUGCUGACUGGCACACUGCCGUUCACUGUGGAACCAUUUAACAUCAAGCAACUUCAUCUCAAGAUGGUUAAUGGAGAAAUGAACCCCAUCUCUCCCAACAUUUCCUCAGGAGCUGUUCAUUUUAUGCACUCUUUGCUUGAACCUGAUCCCACAAAGCGGCCUACUGUUAAAGAGGCAAUGCAAGACAAAUGGUUAAAUGAUAAUAAUAUCAGCAAACCACCAAAUGCGUUCAUAUAUAGAAAUAGGCUUCGCCCAAAUGAAUUGAAUCCUGUUGUUUUGAGUUACAUGACAGAAAUAAUGGAGUUCAACCUUUCAGAUGUUGUGACUGUCUUGAUUAAAAACAAGCCAUCUUCCAUCAUGGCUACAUAUUACUUAUUGCUGAAGAAAUUAAUUAGGUAUCAGAGAGAAUCCAAGACUGAAAAGAAAGAACACGAACCAGAAAAGCUUCACGGUGAACAUCCUGGAAGCGUAAGUCAAGAUGCAGAUGUUCCAGUUUCACAGAAGACAAAAAUGGCUAUAGCAGAAAAAUGGAAAAGUGGCAACAAUAAAGCGUUCCAUUCCACGCUCGGCUCAAAAAUGCCAUAUGCUACCAAGGAAGAUGACAUUGCAGUUAUUCUUGAAAACCAAGAAAUCUUACCAAAAGCUUCCAAGUUCUCAGGCAGAGAAUUGAUUUAUUUUGAUCUCCCUAAAUCUCCACGUAAUUCAUGUGGGCCAUUCAAUGAGACACAACUUGAACCACAGGAAAAUGAAGAAGAUGUUAAAGAUUGGCCAGAAGUAAGAAAAUUGUAUUUAUUGGAAAAGCCAUCUUCUCCUCUAAGAAAUAACCCAAGAUAUGCUAUGAAUCACGAGACUGAGAAGUCUUCCGUGUCGUAUAUAUGUAGACUAACACCAAGAUUAACAAAUGAAAACAGAAUUGUAGAUCAAGAUCCUAUGUUUUUUCCUAACACAAAAGUCAAAGAUCUCUUGAAAGCAAUGAAUGAGAACCUUCUAACUCCAAAGUGGCAACAUCAAGAAAGAAAGAGUUCUGCUUUUCUGGUUAUGGAAACACCUCAACUCUCACCUUUACCAAGAUUGAAACCAGGUGCUACAAAGGAUCACAUUAUAAAAAAGAUCUCAUGGUUGGGAUCAUCACAGCAGGAGUCCAUUGGCUCACCUUUUUUUGUUAGUGUUUCAAGACCACCAGUUUUCCCAGUAACACACGAAAAUGCUUUCAUGGUAAAAAGUUUGAGGCAAUCUAAAGAAAAGUCCAAUGACUUUUUAAAAAAUGAUAAAAUAAAAAGAAAUGUUCAAUUCAAAUAUACAAUUAAGGAUGCAGACUUAAAUCUUCCCAUAUUAACUCCACCAUGUCAAACAUCAGGGAAAAGGUCUGAGAUUUUAAGGCUAAAUUUUGCAUAAACAAAAUGAUUAUCAAAAAAAAAAAAAGCACACUGAUUGGAAAACAAUGUACAAGUUCACUAAAGAAACCGAGAACUUGUUGAUUGGAAAAAGGGAAAUGGGAAAUAAUUAAUUCAUUGAUUGUACAAUAGAUGCAUCUCAGGUAAUGAAUAAAAAGCUUUGCACUUUAUGACAAAGAAAAAAAAAGAAACAAGAAAUUCAUCCUUUGAAGAAGGUCAAUGGUAAAAAAGAAUAAUAUAUUUAGUCUGGUAGUUUCUGUUUCUGUCCUUUUAUUCGCACACAGAAUGUGCCAAAUAACUGAUUAUUUUUAUUUUUUAAAAGUGUUCUACAAUUGUACUUAAAUGCAAUUGAUUUAUGAAAUUUACUGCUAUAAGAAUUUAUAUUCAUAAUGAUAUAGUGUAUUCUAAAGGCUGAAUAUUGGCUAAAUAUUGGCCAACACAUUGUAAACUUGAGUAUGUGACAGGUUUUCAUGCCACAUAGAAUCUAUACAUAAGAAUCUCCACAUAUCAAUAAGGCUUCCAGCAUUGAACCAAGAGACCCCUUGGUAGAAUUCACAGUUAACACCGCCCAGUGAAUUACAUUUAAAAGGAAUUUGUUACCAUCAAAGUCUCUUCAAUCAAGUUUAAUACAUAAUUAAAGAUUAGUAUAGUUUAAUAUGGGUUUGAUGUAAGUUAUAAUUAAAGUCAGGUGUCAUGCAAAAGUUAUAGAGUACAACUAUUAAUCAGGAAUCCAUAUUGUCAAGAUCGUUUAACCUCAAAUCCACAUCGUUGAACAGAAUUAAUAAUAGCAUCUGCCCCUAGAGGUGUAGAAAGGAUUCCUGCAGAUUUCUCAAGGAUCUUAGAAAUACGCAAGCACCUUCUCAAUGAGGCUGCUGGAGUUUCAGCUCCUCCUGUGCGACCUCGUGGACUCUUGUACCUUAUCUGAAGUUAGUUGUACAGCUGACACUAGGGGAAUCGGUUUCUUAUGUCACUGAGGGAAGGAGGAGAGAAGCUUGAAAUGAGUGACUUAGAAACUCUGCAGUGCAGGAAUGCUCCAUAAUCCUAUGCAUUCUCUCCAGUUAGAGAAUGAAGAAUUCAGGCAAACUCAUUUUGUAGGUAAUAAGUACCCACGUUAAGACAGAUCUUACUGACAAUUUGUUCUGGUCACUGAAGAGGUUUCUAUUGAGAACACCCAAGAGAUUUGUUUUUUCUUUCAAAAUCCAAAGGAAGCUCAUUUGUCCUGGCAAACAAAAAUUAUAGAUAAAAGUGUACGUUUAUUUACAAUAGCAUUUAAAAUGAAUAAAUGCUAAUCUUUAAUGGGAUCAAAGAAUAUAUCGCUUUGAGUAAAGGUCUGUGGAUGUUGUUGUCACUGAGCAAUUUUAUUGAAUAAAAAUAAAUAAAUAUAAAUACUGUA
Pantherophis guttatus is the source of this 3599-nucleotide messenger RNA. RefSeq names its product hormonally up-regulated neu tumor-associated kinase homolog A-like. Gene Ontology annotation, cellular component: cytoplasm. Gene Ontology annotation, molecular function: protein serine/threonine kinase activity; ATP binding. Lineage: Eukaryota; Metazoa; Chordata; Lepidosauria; Squamata; Colubridae. The record is from RefSeq and is a predicted model, not a curated record. Gene Ontology annotation, biological process: protein phosphorylation; intracellular signal transduction.